GCGGCCCCUCCCGCGGGGCGGGGGCCGGGCGGGCGGGGCGCGCUGCGGGCUCGCCGGGUACCAGCGCUGCCGCAUCCCUGCGCGAUCCCCGCCCCCGCGCCGCUCCCGUUCCCGCAGCCCGCGGCGGCGUCCCGGCGAGGCCUGGCAGGUCCAACCCGAGCGCGGCUCUGUCCAGUUGGGCGGCAGCGGCGGCGGCGGGCGCAGAGCGGAGAUGCGGCGGCUCGGGGGCACCCUGCUGUGCCUGCUGCUGGCGGCGGCGGUCCCCACGGCCCCUGCGCCGGCUCCCACGGCGACCGCGGCUCCCGUCGAGCCCGGCCCGGCUCUCAGCUACCCGCAGGAGGAGGCCACCCUCAACGAGAUGUUCCGCGAGGUUGAGGAGCUGAUGGAGGACACGCAGCACAAACUGCGCAGCGCCGUGGAAGAGAUGGAAGCAGAAGAAGCUGCUGCUAAAACAUCGUCAGAAGUGAACGUGGCAAAAUUACCUUCCAGUUAUCACAAUGAGACCAACACAGAAACCAAGAUUGGAAAUAAUACCAUCCACGUGCACCGAGAAAUUCACAAGAUCACCAACAACCAGACUGGACAGACGGUCUUUUCGGAGACAGUCAUCACGUCUGUGGGAGACGAAGAAGCCAAAAGGAGCCACGAGUGCAUCAUUGACGAGGACUGCGGGCCCGCCAGGUAUUGCCAGUUUGCUAGCUUCGAGUACACCUGCCAGCCUUGCCGGGACCAGCAGACGCUCUGCACCCGGGACAGUGAGUGCUGUGGAGACCAGCUGUGCGUCUGGGGUCACUGCACCAAGGCAGCCACCAGAGGCGGCAACGGGACCAUCUGUGACAACCAGAGGGACUGCCAGCCUGGGCUGUGCUGUGCCUUCCAGAGAGGUCUCUUGUUUCCUGUGUGCACACCCCUGCCCGUGGAGGGUGAGCUGUGCCAUGACCCCGCCAGCCGGCUUCUGGACCUCAUCACCUGGGAGUUAGAGCCUGAUGGAGCUCUGGACCGAUGUCCGUGUGCCAGUGGCCUUCUCUGCCAACCCCACAGCCACAGCCUGGUGUACGUGUGCAAGCCGGCCUUCAUCGGGAGCCGUGGUGAGGACGGAGAGAGCCUGGUGCCCAGAGGGGCCCCCAACGAGUACGAAGAUGGCAGCUUCAUUGAGGAGGUGCGCCAGGAGCUGGAGAACCUGGAGAGGAGCCUGUCUGUGGAAAUGGCUCUCGGGGAGCCCGGUGCUGCCUCUGAGCUGCUGGAGGGAGAAGAGAUUUAGACCCAGGCUUGUUUUGUGGGUAGACAUGCAAUAGAAAUAGCUAAUUUAUUUCCCCAGCUGUGUCCUCUAGGUGUGGGCUUUACCGGGCUUUUUCCACGGCCUCUUCCCAGUACAUGUUCCCUCUGGCUUGAAACAAAAUGAGGUGCUGUGUAUUUGCCCAACAUCCCCCCGCCCCCAGACUGUGCACGGUUCCCGUGCCUGGGGAAGAUGGGGGUGUAUGGGAGGGUGGAGGGCUGCUAAACCGGUCCAGAUCAUUGGCUGCUUUGCCUCUGCUGGUUGGCACCUGGCACAUUUCAUUUUGUUCUACAUCCCUUGGAGAAUUGUUGGAGGGGAGGCAAGGGGAAAGGAUGCAGAUUUCCCCAUGAUGGGUUUUGGGGAAAUGUUGACUCUUACACAUGUGGAGAAGAGUGCCCUGCUUUGCAAACGUAAACCUGGUGAAAAUGUAACAAGUGGCUUUUCCACGCAUUUCUUCCCACAGGCACAGGCAGGCUGUGCCUUCAGCUGCUGUGGGUGACGUGUUCUGUGCACUCUGUGUUCCAUGUGUCCCUGUUCUUUCAUCAGUGUUACUCGGCUCCUACCUCUGUGCCAGGGGAGCAGUUCUGCAUCACUUGCCAGUCCGGUGAGGAGGGUGGUGGUCUCCCCAUCUGUCAGGAUUUUGGUGUCUCAGAGACAUCAAGUUGCUUGCCCAAGUCACACAGCUAGUGAAGAUCAGAGCAAGAUGCACCCAGGUGUGAUUCCAAGCCCAGUGCUCUCCCCACCAGCCUUAGGGCCACGGAAAGCACUCCGUAAAAGGAGGGAGGAUGGGGUUUUUUUUGUUUGUUUUUGAAGCGUAUCUGGAAGUAAGGCCAACCUAGUUCACUGUAAGAUUAAACUUCUACUGGUAGAAAUAGCAUUCUCCUCAGUGUGGGGGUGGCCAUCAUUCUAGUGGAGACCAGCGAUAUUGACGCUGUCCCCCUGUGGCAGUUAGUUAUGUUAGUGACUUUGAAAGUACUACGAUUGGUGCAUAAGAUAUAUGUUAACUUGUCAGAAACAGUGACUGUAGGGCCAGGAUUAUAAAUGAAAUUUGCAAAAUCACUUACCAGCAACUGAAGACCAUUAUCAACCACGUGGAGAAAAUCAAACCAAGCAAGGCUCUAUGAAAUAUGGUUGUAACAUCCACACUGAGAGCACUGGACUGGAUGCUAUUCUGCAAAUGGUAUUUUCAGGUGCCAUUGACUGUUUCCAUCAUGUAUUCAUCCAGAGUUAAAUUUUAAAAUUGCACAUGAUUGUAUAAGCAUGCUUUGAGUUUUAAAUUAUGUAUAAACAUCUAUGUUGCAUUUAAAAAUCAAGCAUAAAUCACUUAGACGACUC
Molecule: messenger RNA, 2611 nt
Organism: Leopardus geoffroyi (Geoffroy's cat)
Lineage: Eukaryota; Metazoa; Chordata; Mammalia; Carnivora; Felidae
Gene: DKK3
Product: dickkopf WNT signaling pathway inhibitor 3
Exons: 8
Coding region: 212-1261 (349 amino acids)
Biological process (GO): multicellular organism development; negative regulation of canonical Wnt signaling pathway
Cellular component (GO): extracellular region
Molecular function (GO): co-receptor binding; receptor antagonist activity
Source: RefSeq, a predicted model, not a curated record